AGGUUGUAUUCGAAGAUGAACGAUUUAAUUCUUGAUGUCGAGAACCAGCCAGCUACUGGAAGGUCCGGUAAAAUGCACAUCCAACAACAUGUGAAUGCAGGACAAGGCAACCGAAGCAAGUCCUCAACGAGAAAGGCACUGGGAGAUAUCACUAACAGCAGGUUGAAUGCCACUCUGGGUAAGUCUUCGAAUACCUCUUUCCCUCGUAGGCAGAAUGUCAUAGCGUCAUCAGCACAAGUGUCACAAUUCUCUGUUGCCGCUCAGAAGGUUGAUGAUGCAACUGAUGGCGCAACUCGCUGGAUGGAGGAGCCUGCUUUCUCGGAUCCAGUCUGCGAAAGCGUAUUGCGGGACACUCAUCAACUCCUGGAGGACAACUGUGCAUCCAACGAAGAGCUUGUCUUUCCCUCAUACCCCACAUUUGAACCUGAGAUGAACUUAACUUCUAAAGAAUGGCAUGCUUUUGAAGAUGGAGACGAUUUGAAGGAGCACUACGAAGACUUGACUUUCCCUGAACUGAGUCUGGACGAUUGAGAGCAGGUCAACAAUUAUUGUAAUUUAAUGCUAUUCCACAACAUACAAGAAGUGAGACAGAUUACCUUCUUCUGCUUGUGUAGGACAAACAGUAAACGCAAACAUCUUUU
Molecule: messenger RNA, 641 nt
Organism: Guillardia theta CCMP2712
Lineage: Eukaryota; Cryptophyceae; Pyrenomonadales; Geminigeraceae
Exons: 1
Coding region: 16-531 (171 amino acids)
Source: RefSeq, a predicted model, not a curated record